CUAACAGUAGUGUCGCUGAGUUAGUCUGAGUCGUGACGGUCUGGGUUGCAGUUGAAUGUUCGUGUGCAUAUCGGAGAUUUGAGUGAGAGUUGCUUGGUGAUGUUCUAAGUCCUACCAACGAAGACUGAGUUUACCGAACGAUAAACUUUCGGUUUUUUCGUCAUUUAAAUUGUUAUAAUGCGGGUAGAAAUCCAUUCUGCGGCAAAUUUCCUGGUCCAUCUGCUGAGGCUGAAUCAUAAUGGUCUCAGCGAAACUCAGCUGGAGAUGUUCAAAGCAUCGCUUACUGAAGUUCUGCGUAUGCGAUACAAGGAGCAUUGGUUCCCCGAAAAACCAUCUCGUGGAUCUGGUUACCGAUGCAUACGUAUCAACGGCAAGAUGGACCCAGUGGUAGCGCAAGCUGGGAAAGCUGUCGGACUGCCGCCUGCGUACCUGCACAGUCUGUUUCCUUCGGAGUUAACGAUGUGGAUAGAUCCAGCUGAAGUGUCCUAUAGGAUCGGAGAGAACGGCUCCAUCUGUGUUCUGUACGAAGAGACAGCACCAACGACGUCGGAGGAAUUCGCACUGGAAAGGCCCCUGGCGAAGUGCGAUGUUCCUGCGUGCAGUACGGGCAGCGGCAACAAUGGUGGCGGUAGCGGCAGCAGCGCGUCCUGCAAGGAGAGCUUGAUGUUCCUAGACCCACGGGGAGUGCAGCAUCUGGCGGCGUACGUCUCCAGCUGAACAUCACGGCCAGCAUCGUAUGAUUUCCCGGUCGCAAAUUUGCCAAACUACAUGAACAAUUGUGAUCUCAGUGUUUCCUUAUGUCUUGAUUUGCUCGUGUUUAUUUGUCUAUUACCCAAAUUCUGUCUUUCAGAGCGAGUCUUCAGGGACCAAAUUUGUGCAAGGAUGGCCCGAUCCUAUCGAAGCGGCCAGUCGUGUUUUUUUGUCUACGUCAUUUUCAAAGGAAAAGAACGAGCUUGAACGUUGUUAGAUGAAUGCAUAGAGAGAGAGAUUUCCAAAGUCUGUUAAUUUAUGCUUUACUAAAUGUACAAACAUGUGAGGAAUCUGUGAUGUAUCUGAAGAAACAGGGCUGACUGUUUCAUGCAGGGUAGGGCAAAUCUAGUUUCACUGCCGCGAGCCCUUUUACUGUUUACUAUAGACUGAAAUUUAAUUCAAAUGCGUUAAAGGUACAAAGCUGGUAACAGCAUUCUGUGAUUUUUUUCGGUUGCAGUAUUCGUUAAAAAGUGAAGCUAGCUUCUCUUUUCUCGUUAGCUUCUACUUUCUCGCUCACGAGUAGUUAUAUGCAAGAUAGUAUUUAAACUAUGUCGGUGCAUGAUUGUAAAAUAUUUUGCUUGUACAUAUAUUUUAAUGUUUUCAUACUUACGUUCAUUCUAUUUUCAUGCCAUUUUUCAGACAGAAUGUAUGUGUUUCUCAGAGGCAAGAUGACUUGUGAUUGUAAAAAGUUCAAAGUUUUGUUACUGGAACUGUUUUGUACAGGAGAAUAAAGCGUUUACCGCAAUAAAUAUUCGAAUCAUAAA
Molecule: messenger RNA, 1514 nt
Organism: Schistocerca serialis cubense
Lineage: Eukaryota; Metazoa; Arthropoda; Insecta; Orthoptera; Acrididae
Product: protein BTG2-like
Exons: 1
Coding region: 178-717 (179 amino acids)
Biological process (GO): negative regulation of mitotic cell cycle; negative regulation of cell population proliferation
Cellular component (GO): nucleus; cytoplasm
Source: RefSeq, a predicted model, not a curated record